Amborella trichopoda is the source of this 4258-nucleotide messenger RNA. Lineage: Eukaryota; Viridiplantae; Streptophyta; Magnoliopsida; Amborellales; Amborellaceae. The record is from RefSeq and is a predicted model, not a curated record.
UCCUGCAUCUCCGGUAGACUGAGUCUCCGGUUCCAGCGCCGAACCGGUGCGUCUUGCAAACACGAUAACGAAAAUUUCAUUUGAUCCCAACCAUGAAAAACGUAGAGAGAGAAAGAGAGGAGAGAGAGAGAGGGAGAAGAGAGAGAGAGGGAGAGAGACCAGGAGAACAGCAGGCAAUAAGGAAGAGAAAGGGUUAGAAAACACAUUUGUAACCCUAGUUUCAUCCUUUUCCGCCAAAACAAGUUUCGUUCUCUACAAGAAAAAUCCACCUCUGCAAUGGCUUCCCCUAUUUUCCAAAACCAUGGCAAUUGAUGCAAAAGCUUGGGUUUCUGGUCCUUCCAGUUUCACUAGUUCCAAAAGCGAUGAUAUUAUUGAUGUUGACGAUGAUGACAACUUUCCAAUCUCAAGCGUCUUUGCCCAGCCCGGAAUCAGUCAUUUUGUCAGUACCGGACACAAUGGGAGUUUUGAUGAUGAGGAGGAGGAUGAUAUUCCAAUAUCUAGGGUUUUUGCAAUACCAAAAUCUAGUAAACUGGUUGAGAACAGGCAAAUUUCAAGGGAUCUGGAUGAGGAAUUCGUUGAGGGCUCUGGUGAGGCGGUAGGGUUUCAGGGGUUUAGCAAUUGUGAUUUGGUGUGGGUGAAAGCCUUUGCUAACACAUGGUGGCCUGGUUUGAUUUGUGCAAAGGAAAAGCAUCAAGUUUUGGUUAGCCUUUUUGCUCAGGAGACUAUUGAAUGGUUCGAUCAAUCCAAGGUACUCACUUUUGAGUCCCAUUUUACUGGGAAAGUGAAGCAAGGGAAAAGAAUUAGGGGCUUUGAAGAAGCCGUAGCUAUAGCUUUGGAAGAAUUGAGGAGGCAGUAUGAAUUGGAGUUUUCUUGUAGUUGCAGGAGUUUAUUCAAAUCAAGAGGUGAGAAUUAUUCAGGAGUUGAUAUUUUGGGGUGCAAAGAACCAGAGAACUAUAGAACUAAUCGAAUUGAUGAGUAUAAGAAUGGGGUCAAGCCAUCUGAAUUGUUGGGUUUUGUUCAUAAGGUGGCUGUUAUGGCUUGGAUUGACGAUUCUGAAGCUAUUGGUGCUGUUCAAGCAAUGGCACAGGUCACAGCUUUUAGAGGCAAUGAUUAUAUUGCCCGUGAUUGGUUUUAUUGCGAAACUCUUAGGCUUUCAGAGUGCAAUUCUGGCAGUGAUGAUACUGGAGGCAUUCAAAAUGAGAGGAACUACUUUGAUAUUGACAUACCAGAGGAGCCUCUUGAACAUGGAGAAGACAAUGGAACCAGUGGUUCAUUCUCAGACCAACUGAUGGGGAAAAGUGAGGCCUGUGUAACUAAUCGAAGGGAUUUAAGCUUGCUUUGGACGUUUCCUGAAGAUUUUGAACCAUUGCCAAGUGUUUUAAUUGGAGAUGUUUCUCGUUUAGGUUUGUUAGAAAAGGAUUUGACUAACUCGAAAAAGUUUGUGGAGCAAGACCCAUAUAUUGAAAAUGUUAUGCAAAGAUCAGAUAUGGAGGCCACAAAUGUUCGCAACUGCUGCAUUCUCAAUAGUGUGGAUUAUUCUGAAAUCUCAAAAAUUGGGUUUUGUUUAAACAAUGAUAUUAUAUUGGAUAAUGACUUAGAAGAAGACCAGAUCCAGGAAGGAAUUGAUUCAGAACAUGGACAAGUGAAUAGGAGUUCUGUUUUUGUUUCUGUAAUACAAACAGAGCCUGAUAUAGAUAGAAUUCUUCCUCAUGAGAAUGAAUCUGAUAUGGGUAAAUUGCCAACAGAGGGAAUUGCUACGUUUAGUGACCAUAAUAAUGUUGUGAUCCCAUUUGAUGAAGCUUCUUUGUCUGCUCCUUGUUCGACGAAAGAUGGAGCUAGAUCAAGGGCAAAGAACCUUUCAUGUGAAACCACAACACAAUCUCUUCACGAAAUGCUUAAAGAUGCUGUUGUUAUGGAUUCUGAUAGUAUUGAUGACUUGGAGCAAGUUAAAAGUGUUUCAACUUGUAAUGUUCAGAAUGACUGGAUUUCUUCACGCUGUCUCAAUCACAAAGAUAUGCAGCCGAAUGACACUUUUGUUAGUGUUUGUGGUAGAACUGAUGAAACUAAGGGACCAAAAACUGGUAAACCCCAACAAGAAACAUAUGAUGAUGCCACUGUUUUGAAGUCUCACAGAGCUAAUUAUUCUGAGGGAGUCAAAAUUGUUUCAAGGUCUCAAAGAAAUCCUUCUGGUGAAAACCUAAGACAACAUCUUCGUGAAAUGAUCCAACAUUUGUAUUGCCUUGCACUGGAUCCAUUUUAUGAUAGGGCUUCGAACUUAUCUCGUGUAUGUCGAGCACUCUUAAGGUUCAAAGCAGCAGUCUCUCAGAAUAUCCCAAAUUUGGGCACUAUGAAGGCUUCAUGUGAGUAUAAUUGCCGACCAGAUAGCAAUGCUCUUGUUUUCGAACAAGUGGAAAGUGUCUCAACUAGUAAUGUUCAAGGGAACAAUAUUUCUUCUCACAGUGGUAAUCAUAUAGGUAUGCAGCUAAAUGAUGCUCCUGUUAUGGAUAUGGUGAGUGGUAGAAGUGAUGAAACUAAUGGAUCACAAGGUGGUAAUCACACACCAUGCACAGAUGACGCUGCUGAUAAAGACAAUGAUUUUGAGGGAGUGAGAAAUGUUUCAAAUGAUCUUCAUGUCCGUAAUAUUUCUCAAUAUUCUAAUCACGAGGAAAUGCAGCCACAUGUUGCAGUUGUUAUCAGUAGUGAUAGAACCACUGGCACAAAUGGAGUAAGAAGUUCUUCAAUAGCAGCUCCUACACCUGAUACACCUGUAGAUAUACAUCUUGGAAAGAGAAAACUUGACCAACCUUCUGAUCUUUCACACAAGUUGCAGAAAAUUAAUAUGCAACAUGCAUCAAAGUCAUCAUAUGUGAGUGGACUCUCCAUCGAUACCCCUGGCCCUGAAUAUUGUGAACCUUUGAUCAUUCUGCAUAUGAAGUUCCCCAAGAAUUUUGAUUUGCCUUCUAAACAAGAAUUGGAGAGAAAGUUUAUGAUAUUUGGGCCAUUGGAUCCCUUAGGAACCAAGGUUUUCUUCUAUACGGGUUCUGGUCAGGUGGUUUUCCAGCAUCAAUGUCAUGCCGAAGCGGCUGUCCUAUAUGCAAAGAAAAAGGGUCUGUUUGGUGAGGCCAAUGUGCGAAUCUGGCUUAGCCAGUCUGUGAAAUCUGCAAGUGAAGCCAAAAAUACUCUUAAAGCUGAGCACUACUGUUAUAGAGAAAAAGGGUUUCCCGCUUCAUCGUUUUUCUUGAAGGAAUCCAAUAAUUAUGUACAUAGACUACAUGUCAAUGCAGUUCCAAAUUACAAAUCAUGCCUCAAGAAGCCUGACUCGCUAAGGCAGAAGGAACGAAGGGGCCCUUUCAAUGUGAGAUUUCUCACAGCAAGUCGGAUAAGCUCAAUUGCGGGGAGUGUGAUAAGGAAGAAGAAUUUAUCAGGAUCUUCUAGUAGUCACAGACAAGAAAUUGGUCCAGACAUUUCACAACAAAUGGCGUUUCUUUUGAAGGAAUGUAAUGAACUAGUUUGUAAAAUCAAAUGCUCCUUGGGACUUGAUACAUAUUUUUCACUCUUUGCACACAGUGUUGAAGCCCUUCGUUCCAAAGAUGAGUAAUUUGGAGAUGUUCAAAGUGCUGCAGGUGAGUGUCUUUUUUGAUGAAAAUGCUGAAGAAGAUUAUCUAAGGUGAAAUUCUUCUCACCCAUAGAGGUUUUUCAGAUUAGGUUUUCACUCAUUCCACUCAGUUGUGUUAUGCAGUGAAUAGUUUCUUCCAGCAUGAUUUCUUUUCACCUAUUGAUAGAUAGAUACCCAAUUGAUUCAAAAAAUGGUCCAAACAUUUCAGAGCAAACGGCGUUUCCUUUGAAGGAACAUCAUGAACUAGCAUGUAAAAUCAAAUGCUCCUCAGGACUUGAUACAUCCUUUUCAAUCUUUGCACUUGAUACAUCCUUUUCAAUCUUUGCACACAGUUUCGAAGCCCUUUGUUCCAAAGGUGAGUAAUUUGGAGAUGUUCAAAAUAAAGAAGAUGAUUGGUUUCUCUUUCUGAUGAAAGUGCUGAAGAAGUUUGCCGAAGAUCAAAUUCUUCUCACCCAUAGUUGGUUUUGAUAUUAGGUCUGGAAGAAGAAGAAGACUACACACAUGGACCUAUAUGCUCCUUCUCUCCCCAUAUCCUCCAAGUGUUCGAGAAAGAGAAAAAGAGGAAGAUGAGCUCCAAGUGUUCGAUGCGAGGUCCCUCUCUCUCACAGACUCUUUCUCUCCAUAUCCUCCAAGUGUUCGAGA